Molecule: messenger RNA, 1440 nt
Organism: Chelmon rostratus (copperband butterflyfish)
Lineage: Eukaryota; Metazoa; Chordata; Actinopteri; Chaetodontiformes; Chaetodontidae
Gene: gfra2b
Product: GDNF family receptor alpha 2b
Exons: 11
Coding region: 1-1440 (479 amino acids)
Biological process (GO): nervous system development
Cellular component (GO): external side of plasma membrane; signaling receptor complex
Molecular function (GO): signaling receptor activity
Source: RefSeq, a predicted model, not a curated record
AUGAUCCUGAUUCAUUUCAUCACUUUGGUGUUUGUGUUGGAUGUGUGUGUGUGCGACUCCGAGCUGGCGCCCCCCGGCUGGAGGGAACCUCUGGACUGCGUCCGGGCCUCCGAACUGUGCAACCAGAACAGCCAGUGCAGCUCGCGUUACCGGAUCAUGCGCCAGUGCCUCUCCGGUGGAGACAAGGAGCGCAGCGCCAUGCUGGCCUCCAAGGAGUGCCAGGGGGCGCUGGAGGUGCUGCAGGACUCGCCGCUGUACGACUGCCGCUGCAAGAGGGGCAUGAAGAAAGAGCUGCAGUGUCUGCAGAACUACUGGAGCAUCCACAUGGGUCUGACUGAGGGGGAGGAGUUUUACGAGACGUCUCCGUACGAGCCGAUCAGCUUCUCAGAGGAGUUCCGGCACGCCUCCAUCAUCUCAGCAUUAGAUUCGUCCCUGUCGAAGACGAGCCCCUGCUCUGAAGCAGGGAAACCCUGUAACCCCUGUCUGGACGCAGCCAAGGCCUGUAACCUCAACGAGACGUGUAAACGUCUGCGAUCGGCCUACAACUCUAUCUGCAGCAAGGCCACGCCCCCGCAGCCCUCUCUGGCCAAUCAGGAGCCGUGCAGUCGGAAAAGAUGUCAGAAGGCCCUGCGUCAGUUCUUCGAGCGCGUCUCGUGGGAGCUGAGCUACCCGCUGCUGUUCUGCUCGUGCCCGGAUCAGGCGUGCGCCGAACGCCGCCGCCGCACCAUCGUUCCUUCCUGCUCCCACCAGGAGAGGCACAAACCCACCUGCCUGGAGCUCAGACGCACCUGCCGCUCCGACGCUCUCUGCAGGUCUCGACUCGCAGAUUUCCACAUGAACUGCCAGAUGACGUCUCACGCCGUCACCAGCUGCCCCCACGACAACUACCACGGCUGCCUGAUGUCCUACGUCGGCCUCAUCGGUUCGGAUGUAACGCCUAACUACAGCGACAGCAGUCCUUCCAACAUCACCAUCAGCCUGUGGUGCACCUGCAGGGGAACAGCCAAUCAGGAGCCAGAGUGUGAGGCUUUCCACCGGGACUUCACACACAACACCUGCCUCAAAAACGCCAUCCAGUCGUUCGGUUACGGCUCCGAGGGAGGAGCUCUUCCGGUAACCGAGCCGACGUCCACCUUCUUGCCGCCCGCUCAGCCGCCAAUCAUCUCCAAGCCGGCCCCCUCGCUACACGGCAACGCAAUCAAACCCAUGGACAGCGCUUGUGUGUUUUCCACGUGUGCUAACCUGCAGGACGGAGGUCAGAAGUGCGUCUCCUCCGACGAGUUUGAGUGCGAGGAGAUGUCAACCAACGGGCGUCCAAACAUCGACGGCGGCCGUCGGAGGAGGGACAGCGAGGACGUUCAGACGAGCCGUCUCUCUCGGCCACACGCAGGCGAUGAAGCAGCAGAAUGGAGGAAGAUGAAGAAGAAGAGGCUGGACUGA